CGUUUCACAACAAGCACACGCUCUCAGAAAUCAGAAAUUAGUGGAGCAGUUGACUCGUGUGCUCUCAACAACCUUCUCUCUCGAUCUCUCGAUCUCUUCCACUCUUCUACUCUUCUCUCACAUCUCUUCACUCCUAUUACUACAUACGCCAGGCAAAAUGCCUGUAUGUCCCAUCUGUGACACAGACUUCGAUGCCGGCCAUCCCGACUUCGAGGCUCACGUUCACUCCCACUUCGAUCAAGAUGGGGACAACGCAUCCGCCCAUGACGACGACAUCGAGAUUAUUGGAAGCAUUGGUCCUCGAAGCGUGGAGUGCUUUAUCUGCGGCGCCCAUCUGACGGGUCUGGGCGAAGCACACCAGAACGCCCACGUCUCUGCUUGCCUCGAUAGGCGGGAAAGGACCGACCACUUCGAGGCUCAGUCUCUCUACUCUUCCGAAGAUGAGGAGAGCACGCAGCAGAACGGUCGCAAGGCGAGGAGCGCCGCUGGCGUGUUAUGGGAUGGUAAGGUGUUCGCAAGCCAGAGGAAGGGGAAGGAUGCAAGAGUUGAGGGCGACAGGUGGUGGGAUCCUGUUCGUGGAGGGCUUUCAACUCACGAUCUGCCGCCGAACUUCUCGCCUGGCAUCGUGCUUGCUCUCAAAGAGCUUCUGCUCCGCUCAGUGAAGAGCAAGGAAACGCGGCGUGCCGUGUUGUCCCGCCAUGCCGUGCACAUUAAAGGCGCCUUUGGCUUUGAUGGCUCCUGGGGAUGUGGAUACCGUAAUGCCGAGAUGUCGAUUGCUUCGCUACUUUUGCUCCCUAAUUCGCCUUACACUUCACUAUUUUCCGGGGAGAGCGAGCCCUCUGUACGCACCAUCCAGAACUGGAUCAAUGAAGCCUGGCGCGCCGGGUAUGAUCCUGCUGGGCGGGCCCACUUCAAGGGCAAGAUCGUGGGAACGUCUAAGUGGAUCGGGCCAUCCGACCUGUACGCAAUGUUCUCAUACCUAGGCGUCCCCUGUACCGUCUAUGACUUCCCCAAGCCCGCCGACCGCUCCGUUCCUGCGAUGUCCCACCCGGAGCCAUCCUACGACAUCCUACUGCGUUGGGUCAAGCGAUAUUACAACACCAUCGACCCGGACCUUCAGGAAGAUGGGGAGAACUCUGAUAGCUUUCUGUGCAACACGCCGCCUGUUAGGAUCUCUGAUCAGCUCCCCCUUAUGCUCCAGCACAACGGUCACUCCCGCACGAUCGUAGGAUACGAGGAGGACUUCCGCGGACGGACCAAACUCCUCCUGCUAGACCCUGGAAAGGCCAUUCCCAAACAUGUGCGCGAGGACGGGCUGAAGCUCUUGAAGGAUGAGCGUACUAGGGCGUCCUCGACACCGGUCUCCGCACUGGAAAGUGCGUCCGACGACAGGGCAAACGAAGACGGAACCAACAAGAUUCGCGAGGGUGCCGAUGCCGCCCAGCCAACGUCGGAUGACGAAGUGGGACCGGACGGGUGGGUCAAGCGCAAGAUAAAGAAACCCAAGUCCGGCAGCGCAUUGAGCACGUCGCUAUCAGUUUUCCGCAUGAAGCCGCAACGGGAGCAAAAGGAGUUCCAAGUGCUGGCAUUUCCGGGCACUGAGUUGCUCUCCCUGGAACAGCGCGCGGAUCGCCGCAAGCCCAAGUCCGUGAGAGUCAUAGUGUGAAGAUUGAGCCGACCCGCGCUUUGUCUGAACUACGCGAAGCGCUGUACACUGAAAGACUGGCCUUGUAUGUGCGCCUCGGUUGUACUGUGUGCCAUGCGGACGGCGCCAAGAGACGACGCGUCGAACGCGUCGAGGUGUUUCAUUGCAUUUCAUAUCACGUCAUUUGAUCAAUCGGACUCUGCUCCCGCCGUGGGGACGUAUCACCGGUCACCAAGUAACCGCGGAACCCAGCAUUUGGCCACUCGGUGGCAAAUCCAAGACGUCACUACCCUGGCUAUCUGCGGGUGUUGUUGACAGCGCCUUGACAGCGCCUCAACCUCCAGAGGUGGGUCGAUGUGUGUGAGCCCUGAUGCACUCUUGUCUC
Molecule: messenger RNA, 2030 nt
Organism: Cutaneotrichosporon oleaginosum
Lineage: Eukaryota; Fungi; Basidiomycota; Tremellomycetes; Trichosporonales; Trichosporonaceae
Source: RefSeq, a predicted model, not a curated record